AUGGGGUUGGACGUCGAGCAGGGGACAGAAACAGGGAAGCGGGAGGCGAUUGCAGCCUUGGUGGAAGAGUCUUUUAAAGGGCUCGGCAGUGGUACAACGGGAUCCCAGAUUAGCUUGGGACACACCAAGCACUACAGCAAAAUGAGCCCUGGAACCCAACCCAACAGCUCACCGACCACCCCAGUCACCCCCACCUCCCCGCUGGGCAGCCCCAAGGUCAGCUUCGUCUCUCUCUGCGAUGACCCCAUGUUCAGAAUCUUUGACAAGUUCAGCGAGGAUGAGUUUGAAACAGAGAUACAGUCUGAAGAUGAGAGAGAAACUAGAGGGACGCUGAGCCCUGAGGAAGUAUACCGAGCAGCCUGUGAGGACCUAAAUGUGACCCCUAUCUCCUACUACAUCCGCCACGUCAACGACAGUCACCUCAACCUCAACUAUCGCUGCAUGGGGCCCAAGGCUAUUGAAGCCGUGGCCAUUUCACUGGUGGGCAGCACGAUGGUGAACACUUUGGAGCUGGAGGACAACUGGAUCGAAGCCGAGGGCUUGAGGUACCUAAUGGAAAUGCUGUCGGAGAACUGCUACAUCCAGGAUCUGAACCUGGCCAGGAAUAACCUCCGGACCAAAGGAGCAGCCGUCUUCUCUAAAAUGCUUCCCCAUAACAUCUCCCUCAAGUCCAUCAAUCUCUCCAGGAACCAUUUCAGAGAUAACGAUGCUGAGUACUUUGCUGACGCCUUCGCAUCUAAUUUUAGGGUCACACACCUCGACCUCAGUAACAAUGAGUUUGGAGAGAAAGGAGGGGAAGAGUUGGGCCAGUUGAUAGCAUACAGCGAGAGUCUGGUGCAACUGGACAUCAGCUGGAACCAGAUACAGCUGAGGGGUGCCAUGGCUAUCAGUGCAGGACUGCGGCUCAACAUGAUGCUGAAGGUCCUCAACUUGGCCAACAACGGCUUCGGGAAUGAGGGGGCUCUGGCUCUCGGAGAGGCUCUGAGGCACAACAGCUACCUGCUCGAGCUGAACCUGAAGAACAACCACAUUGGGAUCGAGGGUGUCAGCAUGCUGUGCAGAGGACUGGAAGUCAACGACACACUCCGAGUCCUGGAUUUACUGGUCUCUGGACUGAAGCUCUCUCUCUCUUAUCAGUUGGCCGACAACCCUCUGAAGGUGGAGGCUGCCUUCAUCCUGCUGGCUGUCCUGAAAAAGAACCCCAAAUCCCCAAUGUACUGGUUCUCCCUCAAAUUUACGAGGCAAGUGGUUUACACAGGGCGCACAAUGGAACUUAAUGCCUUUGUGGCCGUGGCGGUGUUGGACUGUGCGGGCCAAUGUGUGACAGGAGGUUGGGGGGAUCGGGGUGUGGUGGGGGAAGCUGGGGACUCUAUGUGGACAGGAGCCCUGGUUGGCCUGGGUCUUAGCAGAUGUCCUCACCUGCAGAACGUGAUCGUGAACGAAGCCUUCAUGGACCAAUUGAGGAGCAUGAAGGAGGAAAGGUCAAGGUUGAUCUUCAUAACCGCGGGCUUGGGCAGCGCCUUCAACAAGAAGCUAUUACGUCGGACUUUUCCGAUGAAAGUGAUCCAGGAUUUCCUGGAGAAGCGCAAGCUCCGCCUCUUGGAUUUUUUCAAGAACAUGGACAAGGAGGGAAACAUGAAGGUGUCUGUGUCUGAUUUCCGCAAGGCGCUGCAGAGAUACCAAAUCCCUCUGGAUCGGGUUCAGAUUGAGGAGCUGUUCUCGAAGAUUGAUAAGGACAAUGUCGGACAAGUGGACUACAGGAAUCUGGUCGACACCAGGAAGCAGAUGGUUCAGGAGCAGCGGAGAGAGCAGAGGAAGGCGGAAUCCCAGCAGCGGAUGGAGCGGAGGAAGAGCGACCACCUGCUCAACUCGUUCAGGGGGGCGGUGGAGGCCGUCAGACCAGGAAGCUCCUCCAUCACCUCCUCCAGUCACAGGCUCCCUGACCUCCAUCCCCAGGACUCACUUGGCUCCUCCUCGGACGCCCCGCUCAGCCCCUGGCGCAGGCCGGAGGGCGCGGACAGCAGCCGGUACUCGCUGCCCAGCCUGAGCCGGGAGAGAUUGCACCACCCGCUCAGCGUUGCCCACCCCGGCCCCGCGCAUUCCGUCUCCCUCUGCCGCCUGCCCGCGGACCCCAGGAACAGCCUAGUCUCCCGACCCGACCUGGUCCCAAACCCCGGCCCGCGCCGUGCCCCCCGCCCCAGCACCACCUCCAAUCUCAUUGGCAAACCGGCACCGCCCGUCGCUUCUGGCCAACUCACAGCCUUGACAGGGCAACGCAAGCCACACAGAGAGAGAGAGAGAGAGCGAGAGAGAGAGAGACGGUGA
Messenger RNA from Callorhinchus milii (elephant shark), 2325 nucleotides. RefSeq lists its product as uncharacterized. The record is from RefSeq and is a predicted model, not a curated record. Gene Ontology annotation, molecular function: protein binding; calcium ion binding. NCBI's taxonomy places the organism in Eukaryota, Metazoa, Chordata, Chondrichthyes, Chimaeriformes, Callorhinchidae. The transcript is spliced from 14 exons. The coding region runs from base 1 to 2325 and encodes 774 amino acids.